This is a messenger RNA of Salmo salar (Atlantic salmon), 3229 nucleotides long. Its product is annotated as cholecystokinin receptor type A. Gene Ontology annotation, cellular component: plasma membrane. NCBI's taxonomy places the organism in Eukaryota, Metazoa, Chordata, Actinopteri, Salmoniformes, Salmonidae. Gene Ontology annotation, molecular function: neuropeptide receptor activity; gastrin receptor activity. Gene Ontology annotation, biological process: neuropeptide signaling pathway. The record is from RefSeq and is a predicted model, not a curated record.
CAUGACCAUGGGCUCAAGAGGCGGGCUCUCUUAGACCGGAGUUCUCUAUCCACCCAUCCAUACUGUUAUAUUUCUCAUAUCCAACAUUGAAGUGCUGGGGCACAACAAAAUGUGCAUGCAGCAGACGCUUGAAGUCAAUAAUUUUUUCUCACUCACGUCAAUUUCGUUGAAAGCUGGAUAAUAUUUUUUUACCAAACAAAUGGGGUCAUGCAAACUUCUGGAGAAUAUGAACAUGACAUUUGGGAAGUGAUUUGCAGACAUAAUAUCAAGUUUGUACGGAAUGGGUUCUUUUGCAUAACCUCAUCUCAGUUUAUGCAUCAGACAAAAUAACAUAGAAAAAUAGAAAAGCUAAAAUGGAGACAUUUACAUUGCAUGACAUGCUCAAAAAUUCCACUAAUCUUUAUAAGAUAUUAUGUGACUUUGGAAUCAAGAAUGUCUCGGAGUGCGACGAUGAAAGCCAGACGCGGCCGGAACCGAAAGAUUUGAACCAGACAGUGCGUAUCUUCCUCUACUGCCUCAUCUUCCUGGUCAGCGUGCUGGGUAACAGCCUGAUCAUCGCCGUGCUGGUGAAGAACCGCCACAUGCGCACAGUCACCAACCUGUUCCUGCUCUCCCUGGCCGCCAGCGACCUGAUGCUCUGCCUCUUCUGCAUGCCCUUCACCCUCAUCCCCAACCUCAUGAAGGACUUUGUGUUCGGCUCGGGCAUCUGCAAGGUGGCCAUGUACUUCAUGGGUAUCUCGGUGAGUGUCUCUACCUUCAAUCUGGUGGCCAUUUCUCUGGAGCGCUACAGUGCAAUCUGCAACCCCUUGACCUCCCGUACCUGGCAAACCAAGUCCCAUGCCGCCAAGGUCAUCUCUGCCACCUGGGUGGUGAGCUUCCUGCUCAUGCUGCCCUACCCCAUCUCCAGCACUCUGGUGCCCUUCACCCGGGUCAACAACAGCACGGGCAACAUGUGCCGCCUGGUCUGGCCCAGUGAUGUCAUCCAGCAGUCCUGGUAUGUGUCUCUGCUGCUGCUCCUCUUCCUGGUCCCUGGGAUCGUGAUGAUGACAGCCUACGGGCUCAUCUCCCUUGAGCUCUACAGGGGCAUUAAGUUUGAGAUGACCAAGAAGUCCAGCAGAGACAGACAGUGCAGCACGGGCAGCAUCAAACCCGGCGACAACGACGGCUGCUACCUCCAGCCCGCCAAGAGGAAGGGCGAGCUUGCCCACCUCCAGAGCCCUCUGUCGACCCACAGCCCUAACGUGACCAUCAAAAUCAGAGACAGCAUGGGCAGCGCUAAGUCCACGCUGAGCCGUGUGUGCAGCAACAGCUCCACCUGUAACCUGAUGGCUAAGAAGCGCGUGAUCCGCAUGCUCCUGGUCAUCGUCUGUCUUUUCUUCCUCUGCUGGACACCUGUGUUUGCCGUUAAUGCCUGGAGGGCCUUCGACCGCCGCUCUGCCGACAAGCUCCUCUCGGGGGCGCCGAUAUCCUUCAUCCAUCUGUUGUCGUACACCUCGGCUUGUGUCAACCCAAUUAUAUACUGCUUCAUGAAUAACCGUUUCCGCCAAGGGAUUCUGUCCACCUUCACCUGCUGUAGCUGCCCCAAGGGCGGUGGGGUCGGGAGGGGGGCUGGGAGUAGGAUGGGGACGGGGAGAGGGGGAGGAAGAGGAGGGAUGAGGAGCGGAGAGGAGAACGGGCACACGCCAUCGAGUGGUCAAAGCAGAAUGCCCCUUGGAUGUACUUCAUAGCCUCUUGUGUGUGUUCUGCUCCUCUCUGCAUAAAAUUCUCUUUGGAUACAUUCUUGUCGGGGACUUGAAAGCUUCAAACCACAGCCCAAUGAUGACACCACGUUCCCCAAGACAUUUAGAACAUCCCAUACCUCUGUGACCUCUUUUUACAGGCAGUGAGACAAAUGUAAAUACUUACUGACUUAAUCUUUGCCAUUCCAGGCAGUUGCGCAUUAUUUUGUGUCCUAGCCUUGUAGCAUAGUGUCACACUCGAAAACAAGCAAUUAGCGUACAAAACAGUCGUGUUUUCUCGUUCUUGACCCAGUCAGCGUGUGUUUUCAUCGUUGUACCACAUGUAGUACUGUGGGUGACAUGACUCGUUGCCUUAUCGAGGUGUGGGACUGUGCACCUGUCUGUCCUGCUACUUCAAAGAGAUGUUUCCCGGCACAACCUGUCAAUCACACCACACCUGGUCUCUGUUGACUUGGGUUGUAAAAUAUACUGCAGCGCAAAUAUAACAAACUGUUGUUUUUAUCUUGUUGUUUCUUGUAGCAUUAGGUCAAUUUUAAUUGUAUAGUUUUAUCAUUGCUAUCUAACUUGCAUUGGAAUACAUAACCCGAAAAAGGAAAUAGAAUAUUAAAAGUAUAGUAGUGUUAAUUUCUCCGAAUGUAUUUUUACAAACGGUCAAGGAAUGUGUACUGUAUGGACGCAGACCUCUGCUCCACUACCUGCUGGUGUCUGGCGGGGCCCUUUCAAAUCCCUGAGUAAGAAGGUGCAGAAGUUUGCCGAUGGAUUGCAUUUGCUUACAUUGGAAGGGCCAGUGGUUCUUGGAGAAGAAGCUCAUGAGAAGCAUAAACAAACACUCACCUCUGAACUGGUUCAGAGGCACAGGUUGUACGAACAAAUGCAGAGUGGUGUUACUUCACAGACUGACUAUUUGCUUUGCUUAAAGGGGCAAUCUGCAGUUGCUACAUCCAAUUUUAAACAUUUAAAUUAAUGAUAUACCCAUUGAUUCUUUAAGAAUAUAACUUUUAGAUGCCUCAUUAGUUUAGUUCAACUCUCGUACGCCAUCAGAACCUAAAAUAUAUACUUUUUUGCUCCUUUGUUUGUAAACAAUGCAACGGUAAAAAAUAAAAAAACACUAUGGCCUCAAAGCAUGGUUCAAACUAUAAUACCAUGGACGGUCAGUCCUUGUAUCCAUCCAUGGCUCUGUCCAUGAGUUUGAGAGUGGUUACAUUUCUCAAUCCCCAUCCCUGAGAUGUCUGCUUUGUUACUGUUCAAACUGCCCGUUUAAGUCAGCCCUUUAUGAGGAUAUUACCAUGGUUUUUUUUUGCAUACUUGAGGUCCUCCAACAUAAAAUACAUAUAGUUAACGACACAUUUAAUUUCACACAUAAUUCUGUCACUUUUUAUUUCUUGAUUUUUUUUUAUGCCAAUAUUGCAAGUAAUUUUUUUUAUGACAUAUGGAUUUGAGCAUGAACUGCAGUAUGUACAAAAAAAAAUAAAAAAUUCCCCUUGUUUUCA